Ochotona curzoniae (black-lipped pika) is the source of this 2505-nucleotide messenger RNA. RefSeq lists its product as uncharacterized. Gene Ontology annotation, cellular component: cytoplasm. The record is from RefSeq and is a predicted model, not a curated record. Gene Ontology annotation, biological process: N-acylphosphatidylethanolamine metabolic process. Gene Ontology annotation, molecular function: glycerophospholipid phospholipase A1 activity; A2-type glycerophospholipase activity. The transcript is spliced from 12 exons. Bases 1 to 2184 code for a protein of 727 amino acids. NCBI's taxonomy places the organism in Eukaryota, Metazoa, Chordata, Mammalia, Lagomorpha, Ochotonidae.
AUGGCAACCAAGGAGCCCUUAAAGGAUGCAGCAGAAGGCAGUGCCUACAGAGUCAACAACCACCUGGAUCAUAAAUUCAGACCUCAACCUGUGAGUGACAUCAUUGCUUCUGCUGAGAUUCUAGCUCGAAACAGGUUGAAUUAUGAAGUAACUAGUAAAAUCCAUGAGAAAUUUGUCGACGAUCUACGAUAUGGCGAGAGUCCUCGUGCAUUGUCAAGUGAAAGACCACAGCCUGGAGACCUCAUUGAGAUUUCCCGCCUGACCUAUUCGCACUGGGCUGUCUAUGUUGGAGAUGGUUACGUGGUCCAUCUGCCUGGUCCAGAUCUGUUCGCGUCUAUCUCUGGCAGCAAGGACAACUCAAAUAAACUUUUGAAAAGCCUAGUGAAGCGCGAACUCCUGGAGCAUGUCGUCAAGAAUGACAAGUACUGGGUCAACAACAACUUAGACAACAAGUACCGCCCCAGGCCAAUCGAAGAGAUUGUCCGGCUUUCAGAGUCCAAAGUUGGAGUAACUCGCUUCUAUCUCUACCUGGUUUCAAACUGCGAAGAGUUUGCUACUGAGAUGAGAUAUGGAAAGGGACGCAGCCAGAAGUUGUCAGAGAAGCCAGAACGUGGAGACAUCAUUGAGAUUUUUCACCCUAGCUAUGUGGAUUGGGCCAUCUACGUGGGAAAUGAUGAGGUGAUUCACCUGACUCCUUGCUCAGGUGAGCCUCCCAGUGGUGGCAUUACUAACUUCUUCACCAAUCAGCGAGUCAAGGCCAUGGCAACCAAGGAGCCCUUAAAGUACAUGGUUGAAGGCAGUGCCUACAGAGUCAACAACCACCUGGAUCAUAAACACAGACCGAAGCCCGUGAGUGACAUCAUUGCUUCUGCAGAGAAGCUAUGUCGAAACAGGGAGAAUUAUGAAGUACUUAAUAAAAAAUUUGAUAAAUUUGUCGACGAUCUACGAUAUGGCGAGAAUCCUCGUGCAUUGUCAAGUGAAAGACCACAGCCUGGAGACCUCAUUGAGAUUUCCCGCCUGACCUAUUCGCACUGGGCUGUCUAUGUUGGAGAUGGUUACGUGGUCCAUCUGCCUGGUCCAGCACCUGAACGUGUGUCUUCUUCUGAGCCAAGAUCCAGCAGCAGUGCCAAUUCCUUCAGAGAAUCCAAUGGCAUAGUGAAGCGUGAGACCCUAGAGGUUUUGGUCAAAGGAGACAAGUACUGGGUCAACAACUACUUGGACAACAAAUACCAACCAUAUCCCAUAGAAUUAAUUGUGCAGUUGGCAGUCGCUAAAGUUGGAGAAACUCGCUACUACCACCAGCAGUUGUUUAACAGCGAGCACUUUGUAACGGAACUGAGAUAUGGCUUGUGCAACAGUCAGCAGUUGUCAGAGAAGCCAGAACGUGGAGACAUCAUUGAGAUUUUUCACCCUAGCUAUGUGGAUUGGGCCAUCUACGUGGGAAAUGAUGAGGUGAUUCACCUGACUCCUUGCUCAGUUGAGUUUUCCUUCACCGGCGUUUUAAACCUCUUAACCUAUGCAUGGGGCAAGGCCAAGGCAACCAAGGAGCCCUUGAAGCAUGAAGCAGAGGGCCCUCUCUACCGGGUCAACAACCACCUGGAUCAUAAAUACAGAACCCAGUCUGUUAAUGAAAUCAUUGCAUCUGCAAAGAGGCUGGCUUGUGACAAAGAAGAUUAUGAAUUCUGCAGCAAAACCAGUGAGAAAUUUGUCAACGAUCUACGAUAUGGCAAGCACCCUCGCCUAUUGUCAAGUGAAAACCCACAGCCUGGAGACCUCAUUGAGAUUUCCCGCCUGGACAAUACACAUUGGGUCGUCUAUGUUGGAGAUGGUUAUGUAGUCCAUCUGUCUGGUUCAGGCAGCAGUGAUGCCAAAUCAGUUAGAGAUUCCAAAGGUACUGUAAAGCAUGAGCUCCUAGAGGACGUGGUCAAGAGAGACAAGUACUCAGUCAACAACUACUUGGACAACAAGUACCGCCCAAGGCCUGUCCAAGAGAUCAUCCAGCUGGCCAAGGCCAAAGUGGGAGAAACUCGCUACUACCACUUGCUGUUGUCAAACUGCGAGCAUUUUGCCACUGAGCUGAGAUAUGGCAGGACACAAAUCCAGCAGAGUGAGAUCGCUGACAGUAAGAAACAGGAGGGAGUGAAACGCAUCGGAGCACGUUUGUUCAAAGUUACAACUGCAUGAAGAAGCCAUGAGUAAUCCUCACCUCACAGAAUAUCACUUCCUCUCAGUACCUUUUUCUUCCCUCAUCCUCCCACUGUUGAUGGCAAGGUCUGGUUCAGUUUCUUAAAGAAUAAAAUGGCUAAAUAAAGUGACCACUGCAUGGAUUUUUCCAACUACCUGAUUAUAGUCUCAUGAGUUAUAUGGAAUACCUGAAACAAAUCAAUUCCUCACUGAUCACUAGCAACAGCACAACUCUGGAAAUGUUCCUGAUGUCUUGAUUUAAUUUUCUUUCCUUUACUAUGGGAAUAAUAGCAGUGUCUUUAUCAUGUAUUGCUGAGAAUA